AUGUUACGAUCAUCAGUGGGCCUAGGCAGGGCCCGGGUCCCGGCUUUGCGCCAGCCUGCCUCUAGGGGUCUGUCAAAGUUGAAUCCGGCGAUUUGGCACCCAUUUGCUACAAAACGCUUUGCCUCUACCGUUACCAACAUUGAGAGCUUACCCAAUGUUGGAGAGAAGCUUCACGGUUUCACUGUUCGGGAGAAGAAGCAUGUCCCGGAGCUACACCUGACUGCCGUGCGGCUUACCCACGACAAGACUGAUGCGGAUUACCUGCAUGUGGCCCGAGACGACAAAAAUAAUGUAUUCGGUAUUGGAUUUAAGACAAAUCCUCCAGAUGCUACUGGUGUGCCCCAUAUCCUGGAGCAUACCACCUUAUGUGGCAGUGAAAAGUACCCUAUCCGUGAUCCAUUUUUCAAGAUGCUUCCACGCUCCCUUUCAAACUUUAUGAACGCUUUCACUUCUUCUGAUCACACGACUUAUCCCUUUGCGACAACCAACUCGCAAGACUUCCAGAACCUGCUGUCGGUGUACCUCGAUGCCACUUUGCACCCUUUGCUGAAAGAAGAGGAUUUCCGGCAAGAAGGAUGGCGUUUAGGUCCCGAGGAUCCCCGGGCUUUUCUACCUGUUGAGGGUGAACCAGAGAAGAAAGCUCAAUUAGAGGACAUUGUCUUCAAGGGCGUCGUCUACAAUGAGAUGAAGGGACAAAUUUCGGAUGCAAACUACUUAUACUACAUUCGGUUCAAGGAGAGCAUUGUGCCAGCAUUGAACAACUCGGGAGGUGAUCCGGAAUUCAUCACUGAUCUUACCCACAAGCAAUUGUCCGAUUUUUCGAAGCGCAACUACCACCCCAGCAACGCCAAAAUUCUCACCUACGGAGAUAUGCCAUUGACUCGCCACUUGGAGCAAGUCGGGCAAGUUUUAGAUGGAUUCAGCAAAGGACAAACGGAUAUCGAUGUGAAGAUGCCUUUGGAUCUUAGCCGUGGACCUUUGAACGUGACUGUUCCUGGACCUAUUGAUACUUUUGCCAGCGAGAACAAGCAGCACAAGACAUCCACAUCUUGGUAUAUGGGUGAUUCCACCGAUACCGUGGAGACUUUCUCCGUCGGUAUCAUCUCGUCUCUCUUCCUUGAUGGUUAUGGCUCGCCUAUGUACCGCGCUCUUAUUGAGAGCGGACUCGGGUCUUCUUUCACCCCGAAUACAGGCCUCGACUCAUCCGGCAAAGUUCCCAUCUUCUCUGUCGGAUUGACCGGUGUCGGUGAAGCCGAAGCGCCAACUGUGAAACAAGUGAUCCAGGACACUUUCCGAGAAUCUGCAAAGGCCGGGUUCAGCGAGGAGAAGGUCCGUGGAUUCCUUCACCAGCUGGAACUGUCUUUGCGUCACAAGACCGCCAACUUUGGCAUUGGUGUCAUGGAGAAGACCAUUUCCUCCUGGUUCAAUGGCGCGAACCCGAUGAAAGAAUUGGCCUGGAACGAUGUGAUUGAGGAAUUUAAGAGAAGAUAUGAGAAGCCUGGAUAUCUCGAGUCUUUGGUCGAGAAAUACCUCCUCAAUGAUCAGUGUAUGACCUUUACUAUGGUCGGAAGCCCUACAUUCAACAAGGAGUUGGAUCAGAAGGAAGUUGUGCGGAAAGACCAGAAACUUGCCCAGCUUAUUGAGCAGCAUGGCUCGGUUGAAAACGCUGUUGCCAAGCUCAGUGAAGAGGAGCUGCAAUUGUUGAAGGUGCAAGAAGACGCGCAUAAUGCAGACUUGAGCUGUCUCCCAUCGCUACGAGUCAAGGAUAUCUCCAGAGAAAAGGAGCGGAAGCCCGUGCGCGAGUCGAAGGUCGACGGUGUCGACGUUGUCUGGCGCGAGGCCCCUACCAACGGGUUGACAUAUUUCCAAGCCCUGAAUGCCUUUGAAGGUCUCCCUGAACAUCUCCGCCUGCUAAUGCCACUUUUCAACGACUGCGUUAUGCGACUGGGAACAGCGAAUAGGUCAAUGGAGCAAUGGGAAGACCUCAUCAAACUCAAGACUGGCGGAAUAUCCACUUCGUCCUUCUUAGUGUCAUCCCCGACUCACCUGGAUCAAUACAAAGAGGGACUGCAGUUCUCUGGGUUUGCGCUUGAUAAGAACAUUCCUGAAAUGCUGAAUAUGCUUUCAACUCUGGUCACGGAGACUGAUUUCUCGAGUCCUGCUGCCCCGGCAAUGAUCCAAGAGCUUCUGCGAUUGACUACCAAUGGUGCACUGGAUUCAGUCGCCGCAACUGGCCAUCGGUAUGCCGUUAACGCUGCUGCUGCUAGCCUUUCACCUAGUUUCUGGGUCCAGGAGCAGCAGUCUGGCUUGGAGCAAUUGCAGGCUACUGCAAACCUUCUUCGCGACGCAGAGACAUCGCCUGAGCGCCUUCAGGAAUUGAUUGACAAGCUGCGCCUCAUCCAGUCCUUCGCUAUCUCCAAGUCCUCAAGCCUCCGUGUUCGGAUGGUCUGCGAGCAAGAAAGCGCUGCUCAGAAUGAGUCUGUCCUCCAAAAGUGGCUUUCUGGAUUGCCCCAGGGCGGCUUACCCAGUGCAUCUAACACUGCAACUUCAUUCAAGCCCAUUUCUCAGGCUUUCUACGAUCUUCCUUACAAAGUCUACUACUCCGGCCAAGCUACCCAGACAGUCCCAUUUGUCGACCCCUCAAGUGCGCCGCUCACUGUCCUCUCCCAAAUGCUCACUCAUAAUUAUCUACACCCUGAGAUCCGUGAGAAAGGAGGUGCGUACGGCGCGGGUGCUAGCAACGGCCCUCUCAAGGGCAUCUUCACCUUUAUGAGCUACCGGGACCCCAAUCCCCUGAACUCUUUGAAGGUUUUCCAAAACAGCGGAAUUUUCGCCCGGGAUCGUGCCUGGUCCGAGCGGGAGAUUGAGGAAGCGAAACUGGGCAUCUUCCAGGGUCUUGACGCUCCCAUGAGUGUUGAUGAGGAGGGAUCUCGCUACUUCAUGAGCGGUGUCACCCACGAGAUGGACCAGCGCUGGAGAGAGCAAGUUCUUGAUGUCACUGCCAAGGACGUGAACGAAGUUGCUGAUCGUUUCCUGGUCAAUGGCUCGCGUAAGGCGACUUGUGUUCUGGGCGAGAAGAAGGACUGGGCAAACUCGCAAUGGGAUGUGCGAAAGCUGUCCAUGGGCCAAGAGAGUGAUUCUGCGCCUUCUGUUUGA
Messenger RNA from Penicillium macrosclerotiorum, 3156 nucleotides. It is a transcript of the gene cym1, whose product is annotated as pitrilysin family metalloprotease cym1. The record is from RefSeq and is a predicted model, not a curated record. Gene Ontology annotation, cellular component: mitochondrial matrix. The transcript has 2 exons. Gene Ontology annotation, molecular function: metal ion binding. NCBI's taxonomy places the organism in Eukaryota, Fungi, Ascomycota, Eurotiomycetes, Eurotiales, Aspergillaceae. Bases 1 to 3156 code for a protein of 1051 amino acids. Gene Ontology annotation, biological process: protein processing.